Histoplasma mississippiense is the source of this 207-nucleotide messenger RNA. RefSeq lists its product with no specific name. The coding region runs from base 1 to 207 and encodes 68 amino acids. Lineage: Eukaryota; Fungi; Ascomycota; Eurotiomycetes; Onygenales; Ajellomycetaceae. The record is from RefSeq and is a predicted model, not a curated record. The transcript has a single exon.
AUGCAAAAGCGGAUUAAACAGGUCAUAGCAGACCUAGGAUGUAUCUGCCAAUUCUACAGCAUUACCUUUUCUCCUGAGAGGGAGUGCCGGCUUCAGGAAUACCGCAACGAGCGACUCGACGAUCUAAGCAAGGAAAUCUUCGAUACCCUUAUCCAAGAUUGGAAGAUCCACUAUUUGCUCUUACAAAACCACCUAUACAACAGAUGA